CUCCUCAGUUCCCUCCGCGCCACCACUCUGGUGUUUCCGCCCAGCUCCUUUGUGCCGCGCAGAACGCAGAGUUGGCGCAUGCGCAGAGAAACCCAGCCGCCGCAUAUAUAAGCCGGAACCCAGGCUCUUCCUCGUAGUGCCGCUGGGACCGUUGGCGUGCUGAGGCCCCACUGCUUUUGUAUUACUCGACUCCUGGGCGCUGCGAGCAGAACGAGCGGAGCUCGCGGGCCGGCCAUCAUGUCGCGUUACGGGCGGUAUGGAGGAGAAACCAAGGUGUAUGUUGGUAACCUGGGAACUGGUGCUGGCAAAGGAGAGUUAGAAAGGGCUUUCAGUUAUUAUGGUCCCUUAAGAACUGUGUGGAUUGCAAGAAAUCCUCCAGGAUUUGCCUUUGUGGAAUUUGAAGACCCUAGAGAUGCAGAAGAUGCGGUGCGAGGCUUGGAUGGCAAGGUGAUUUGUGGUUCCCGAGUGAGGGUUGAAUUAUCAACAGGCAUGCCCCGGAGAUCUCGUUUUGAUAGACCACCUGCCCGACGUCCCUUUGAUCCCAAUGAUAGAUGCUAUGAAUGUGGCGAAAAGGGACAUUAUGCUUAUGAUUGUCAUCGCUAUAGUCGACGAAGAAGAAGCAGGUCACGGUCUAGAUCACAUUCGAGAUCGAGAGGUAGGCGAUACUCUCGCUCACGAAGCAGGAGCAGGGGAAGGAGAUCAAGAUCAGCAUCUCCUCGACGAUCAAGAUCUGUGUCUCUUCGAAGAUCACGAUCAGCUUCACUCAGACGGUCUAGGUCUGGUUCUAUAAAAGGAUCGAGGUCACGGUCGAGGUCAAGAUCAAGAUCCAGGUCUCUUUCACGACCAAGAAGCAGCCGAUCAAAGUCCAGAUCUCCAUCUCCAAAAAGAAGUCGUUCCCCAUCAGGAAGUCCACGAAGAAGUGCAAGUCCUGAAAGAGUGGACUGAAGUUCUCAAGUUCACCUUUUAGGGAAAAGUUAUUUUGUUUACAUUAUUAUAAGGGAUUUGUGAUGUUUGUAAAAUGUAACCUAGGAAGGGUAUUUCAACCAUCUAAACACAAUCUGGAUUAUUACUCUGUAAAUUCACAGCAGUAAGAUAAUAUAAAUUUUUGUUGAAUGUAUUAACAUCUUAUGGUUUGAAAAUGUGGGUUUUUAUUUGGCACAUUUAAAUAAAAUGUUUCUAACUAGAUUUUUGAUCUGUGUUCAAUAUUAAUACUCACUUGGUAAGUUUCAGUCGUCAACCUUGAUAUCAACCAUAUUCGUAUAGACCUACAUUCAAAGUUGAAUGGUGUUAAGUCUUCAACAUCAUUAACUGUAGUAUACAUACACUUGGAAAAUUCCCUUUUACCUUUAGAGCUUUGGGUAAGAACUCAAGUCCUUCUUAAUAGCAUGAAUGCAUUAUGACAAGCCCCUGAAUCAGUUGGAGUUGGUGUUAUAUAUUAUUAGGCUAAUGAUUUGGUCUGUCAAGGUAGGAGAACCACUGAUUUGCCUAUAAAUAAGAAUGACAAGAACCAGAACAGCUUAGUCAAGUAAAUGAUAUAAGAAGUAAUUGGACUCAGUGCUCGAGAAACAGGAUUAUUUUCCGAACGCUAUUUAAGUAGUGACUGAAGUCUUCAGGUUAUUAGAUGGGAUGGUAUCAAAUAGAACUCCCAUUUUAGGAUGUUUUCGGUGUUAGUUUUCAACAACCAGUUUUGCUACCAACAUUUUUGCAUGUUUAAGGAAUUGUCUAAAUUUGGGACAAAACAUCAUGUAAACCAGCUUUGCAAAAUUUUCCAGCCCAGACACGAUCCCUUCGAAUGGAUUGCCUUAUUCUGAGCAGAUAUCUGUUAAUUCCCAAGCUAGACUUUUAGUUUUCAACCACCAACAUCCUAUAUCUUAUUUUGCCAGGCUGGUGCAAAGUAAUACAAGAUGUCAAUCAGAAAUGUUAAUGAGAUGCAGCUUUGUAAAUCGCACCUAUAUUUAGCAAUAUCUUAUGUAGUUUGUUUUUUGGUAGCCAGUACAUUCUUUAGACUUUAAGUAUCUUUAGUAGAGCAGUAACAGUUAAUUUUGAGUUUCCUGGUCAAGCUUUUACCAGGUGUUCUGUAGCUGUGGUGCAAAAAAGAAUGUGAUGGAGCAAAAAGAAAGAUUAAUGCUGGUGGCGCAGGUAUCUUGUCCAUUUCCUUACACUUAACGAAGUUACUGAAUAGCAUUGCAAUUUGGGAAUACUGGUCUGCCUCGAUUUAGUCUGAUCACUAGUAUGUUGGAAGUUUGGAUGGAUACUUUUUUGGAAUUUUGAAAACUGGCUGAAUUAUGGUUGGUAUAAAACUGUAAUUGGCAGGUUUAUUGCAUUUGGUUAGCUUUAAUUGUUCUGUAUUAUAUAAAGAUAAAUUUACUCAACAAUAAAUCUGCAGAGAACAAACAAUCCUGAUACUCAAUUUUUGGAAGUGGGAGUUCUGAGCCAAGAGUAGGAAUCAUUUCUGUAGCUUUGGGGUGGAUUAAUUACUAGCAGUGUCCUCGAGAUGAAUAUGAAAAGGAGAGGUUGGGGCAAAAAUGGUUUUGAGAAACAAGCACAAAAAGUUCUAUCCUUACGAGAAAGGAAAACCUGGUUAUCUAGGCGAAUAACUGUUGACUAUAAUUUGGUACCCCUGUGUUUAGAAUACAUCUUAAAAUGACAAAAGUGUGUAGUGCACUUUUAUACUUUAAGCAGUUAGGACUGCUCAAAAGACUAUGUGACUGACUUGAAAAGUACUGGUUCAGACUCGAAAAUCAUUCUAAAUUACUAGCUAACAACAUAACAGAUAUACUUUGGACAUAGAAUCUUAUCUGGUCUUCUCAUUCAUGUAUAGAGAGGUAAGUAAUGCACUUCACAGUGGUAUUUUUCCCUUGGGCUUUGAACUAGGCAAAGUAGCAAGUGAAAGUGAUGCUACAUCUUGCAGUGUCUAUUGAGGACAGAAAAUUGGGGGGUCUUGAAAUGCCACCAAUUUGAGACUUCGUUAAAUGAAUGGUGGUGUAGGAUUGUGAUUGUCUUUGUGUAGUCUAUCUUGAAGUCUAAAGAAGCAUAAUGAUGUCCAAGAUACAUUAAACUAGUAGGAAUAGGAAGCUGACAAAUUGGCAAAGAGUUACCAGAAUGAAGGGUAAUAGCAAAGAAUUUAUUAGAUCUGGCUUAGUGAGCAACUGCUGCUUAGAGAUCUUUGGAACACAGGACUAUAUAACCUACAAGAUGUAUACAUAAUUGUAUAGCUGGAAAGAUGAAGCAGAGAAGGUCGAAGUUAUAAGAAAUAGUAGUGGCCUGGCCGGGCUUGGAGUGUUUGGAGUGUGGUGAGAACUGGUGACAAGCCAAAGAAAUGGGGCAAAGAUACCUAUGUAUUAAAGUUGUUAUAUUCAAAAUUAUUUUCAAUAAAGGGGGUAAAAGUACUGGUAAACAGUUUCAAAGCCUGGUAGUUCUUUUUCCCACACUUUAACAUGUUUAUUGUUACCAUUCUAGUAAAAAUAUCAAAGGACAUUGUCACUUAAUUCUCACAACAAAAUAGUACUGUUAACCCCAUCUCACAGAGGAUAUUGGUAACUUGGCUCAGAGUGAUUGGUAACUUAAUACUCUGUUAACCUAUUAGUAGGUAGGGAAAGUUUGAAUUCUACCUAUGGUUUUAAACCCCUUACUUUUUAAUAAAGUACCUUAC
Molecule: messenger RNA, 3652 nt
Organism: Molossus molossus (Pallas's mastiff bat)
Lineage: Eukaryota; Metazoa; Chordata; Mammalia; Chiroptera; Molossidae
Gene: SRSF7
Product: serine and arginine rich splicing factor 7
Exons: 8
Coding region: 238-945 (235 amino acids)
Biological process (GO): mRNA splicing, via spliceosome
Cellular component (GO): nuclear speck
Molecular function (GO): zinc ion binding; RNA binding
Source: RefSeq, a predicted model, not a curated record